CACCUGUCGGCGCACACCUGCCCCGCACACCUGUCGGCGCACACCUGCCCCGCACACCUGUCGGCUCGCAGCUUCUCUGUAGCGCCGCCUUCCCGCUUCCAGGGCCUUAGAACCGCGGGGUCGCCUUCCCGGCCACUCCGGCAGGCCGCGCCCCUCUGCUCACCCACCCAUGGGCGCCGCGGUCCCUUCCUGCACCUUCCAGCCCCGACCCCCGGGCCUGAUCCCCGGGCCUGCCCCCCGGGCCCCGCUCCCAGCCCUGUCCCGGCCGCUUCCCAGGAGCGGUCUAGGCCAGGUGAGUGCACACAUGUGCACCUGGGGCCCCCCGCCCGUUACUCAUGGGGCCGCCCGUCUGGUCCCGGCUCGGGGUAUGGGCUUCAGCCCGGUGGUCAUGCAGACGACGGACGCCUGGCCGGCACGGUGAUGGCACCGAGGUUGUUCGCAGCCCAGAGGCAGCGCCCCGGGGCCUUCCAGGCGGGGGGAACCAGAGCAGUGGCGGCUGGUGGGGCUGGAGCUCCAGGACUGCAGGGCCAGUGUGCCGGGCUGGGGCAGGCUGCUCUGCACAGAGCGGGGCUGUUCCCCUGAAAGUGACUGGUUAGCCAGAAGUGUCAGUGUUUGACAGGGAAGCAGGUCCUCUGACGCCUGGGACAGCUGUGUUAGGUGUGGGCAAGUGCCUUGUUCUGACUUAAGAGAUGGCAGCAGGCAGCCCUCAGAGGGAGAGGUGCGCUGGUGGGCCCCUGACCCUGCCUGACUGGGGGCAUGCGGUCACCUGCUGGGCAAUGCCGUUUAGAGACUAACAGUUACUGGUUUCAGGAGGAGGCCCCUACCAAUGUGAAACUGUCGCUUACUUUUUUUUUUUUAAAACAGCUUUAUUGAGGUUUAAUUUACAUACUCUAAAAUUUGCUGUUGCUAGGAUUUUGAACCAAAAGAAAGACCUAGAAAUUGCUUUCUUCUUAGCAACAGUCUUGUGACAGGUUUGCACAACAGUGCCCAGGCCCUUCCCACCCUUUCAGAGACCUUGGAAGGUGAGAAGGCAGUUCCGUGGGUGACCACAGACAGAUGCCCUGGCGCAGUCCCUCCCCUCUGCAGCCUGAGGCCCUCAGGAUUCAGCCCGGUGUGCGCCAAUUUGGGGCCUUGCACUCACUGUCUCUUUGCUGGGACACUGCUGCUCACCUUCAGGCUGUGCUAGGUCAUUUCCUGCAUGCAGCCCCCCAAACACGCUCCCGGGCUGGGUUAGGUGCCCUCCGUUGCCAUCAUUGCGCCAUAUGCCCCCACAAGAGGAAAGGCGCCAUUGGGGUUCAUGUCACAGGCUCCCGAGCACUGAGCUAGCCCACAGCAGGAGCCAGGGAACAUCUGUGCGAGGAGUAGGGUGACUAGGAGUGCCUGCCUCUGCCCCACAGUGGCUGGGGCGGCAGGGCUUUAGAUGGAGGGACCACUGAUAUUUAGAGUUAGUGGAGAAAUAAGCCCAAACCUGGUCCUCUCGGGUCCCUGAAGGAGUAAAUACGUUUUCUCAAAGCUGCAGUUUGUGUCUAGAACACUGGGUUGAGAACACUGUGGUGACAACUUGUCCUUGGAGAAAGCAUUUGUGUCCUGUCUUAGUGGUCUAUCGUCUAGUGCUACUAUAACAAACACCACAAGUCAAUGGCUCUAACAAAUUUAAUUGACUGUCUCGUGGUUUUUAGCAGGCUAGAAGUCCUAGUUCAGGGCACCGGCCCUAGGGGAAGGCUUUCUCUCUCUGUUGGCUCUGGAGGAAGGUCCUGUCUCCCUGAGCUUCUGCCCUGGGCAGUCUUCAUGUGGCUUGGCAUCUCUUUUCUCUCAUCUCUGCUUCUUUAGAUUGCUUGUUUAAUCUCUUUUAAACCUCAAGAGAGAUGGACUCAAGAUACAACCUACACUAAUCUUGCUUCAUUACCAUAAUGAAGACAACCCAUUCUCAAAUGCCGUGUAUAUAUAUACGGGGCAUAGUGGUUAGGAUUCCUAGCACAUGUAUUUUGGGGACACAAUUCAAUCCAUAACGCUUCCCCACCAGUCAGCCCACUUUUGCAUUCGGGAUCAUGCGCCAUCAUCCUGUCCAGCCCAAGGCCUCGCAGGAAGCAUGGGAAAAGUGUUGGUAAAGCACUCAGCACCCAACAUCAGCUGUGUUAGCGGAGAAAACAUUUGUCACUGGAACUUUAUGAUAAUUCUGAGUGGUCACCUUCCUUAAUUAAAUAAGAUGCAGGUCCCCGAGGAUUUACUCUGGAGAAAAGACACCCUUGGCGCGGAGGGCGGUUCCUGCCAAGGCUGCCCUCUGCAUGCCUGGGGCCUGUCCCUUCCACCUGGGGCUCCCUCCAGGUGGUAAUGUCUCCCACACACACUCGGGAGGUCUCCUUGCCCUGCCCAGGGCUCCCCUAGUGAGGAGUCUGUCUCCUCCUGGAAACUCCCCUCCCACCAUUGCUUUCUUACCCAGGAGCACUUCACCAGAAAAGCUCACUUUCCCUGCACAUGGCACCAGCAAGCUGGGAGACUCCACAGCCCAUUUGGCAGAUCGGGCGCUCUGCUCCCCAGGUACUUUCGGCAGGUGCUGAGUACCCCGGGGCCGGGGAAGUCAGACCUGGCUGCAGACCACACCUCAUUUUGGGCUCCCAAGGUCUGGUGAGAACAGUGGCUGGUGUGUGGCAGUGAGAGAGUGGCUGGGGGCAGGAGGCCCUGUGCUCAGGAGCCCUGACCUGAGGUAGCGGAGAAUCCCACUCACCUUGGCCGAGACCACUGGACAGCUGAGGAGGCCUGGCCCCGCGGCUGCUGCCGUCAGGUCCUGGCUUAUUCUUGUUCUAUGUGGGCUUUUGUGAGAUCGCUCCCCUGUGUCCCAAGUCGGGAAAACACAGGUAAAUAUUUCCAGUAUUCUCUGUUUUCUGCUAAGACCCCUCCAACAUCAGCAUUCCACAUCCUGUCCUGAAUCCAGCUUGAACUUCUGGCAGUUGCCUGCUGAUAAGUGGCUACGGUCAUUUUUUAUUUGUCUCCAGCAGAAUUUUGCUAGCACGUAAUGUUAACGAUAACGUUUAAUAGUUUCUGCGUUCGGCUUGAUUGCCUUUCUUUGAAACGGGCAUGAAUAUGGAUCUCUUCCAGUCAGUUGGCCAGGUAGCUCUUCUUUCAGAUUUUUUGACAUGGAUGAGUGAGCACUUCCAGCCUGCAUCCAUUUGUUGAAUCAUCUCAGUUGGUGCUCCAUCGCUUCCUAGAGUCUUACUUUUCACUGAUACCAUCAGUGCCGCUUGACCCACGGUUAGCACCCACGGAAGCAGCAGUCAAGAAGUCAGACGAUGCACUGGGCAUAUCUGCAAAAGACCUCUUUAACGUAUUAAAAAGCAAAUAUGUCAUUUUGACUAAGACAUGGUCUUUUAAGGUGUCUCAUACGUGUGCAAAAGCUGGACAGCGAAAAAGGAAGACAGAAGAAUUGUUAACGUUCGAACUGUGGUGUUGGUGAAGAACGUUCGGUGUACCAUGGGGUAUGAGAAGAAUCAACAAAUCAGCCUUAGAAGAAACACAACCAGGAUGCUCCUUGGAAACGAUGGUGUGAUUUUGAUUCCUUUACUUUGGACAUGUCAUCAGGAAAGACCAAUCGCUAGAAAAGGACAUCCUGUUUGGUAUAGUAGAGGGUCAGCAAAAAUGAGGGAAAUCCUCCACGAGGUCGACUGAUACAGUGUUUUCAGCAGUGGACUCCAACAUACCCAAGAUUGUAAAGAUUGCGCAGGACUGGGCAGCAUCUCGUUAGGUUGUACAUAAGGUCACCAUGAAUUGGAGCCGACCGGAUGGCCAUUAACAAGGAUGACAACGUCCUGAGCGGGGCCCCGUCCUCAUGCCCUUGCUCAGAGGUAAUGCUCUCUCCGCAGAGCCCCGCUUCAGCCAGAGGUUUGGAGACCCUUCAUCUGCAAGCUUCACCAGUUUCACCUUCUCUCUUCCGGAAAACGUAGGCAAUGAAAAGAGGCUUGAGGCCACGGUUUGAAGACUGGUGGCUGGCUGUCCUCCUUUCUCUCUCUCCUGCUGAGAGGAGCCUGGCUUUUCUGAGACUAAGGUGGGCUGCACUGCUCCGGCAUCCUCUGGAGCUCGGUUUCUGGUCAGGGGCGCCACAGUGAGCACAUUCAGCAGCAAGGGACAUAGCUGGAGGCGGCACAAGGCCACAGUCUAAAGACCAGGAGGGAAGGGCGUCUGCCCCCCACCCUCUUGUGCUGCUGGGCAGUGAUCAGAAGGGGGAGGGAGUGGUUAGAGAGAAGCAUGUAGGCUGGGACUGGCAGGCCAGGGCCAGCGCCCAUGCCGAGCCAGUAGGAAGCUGGUGACAGCGGUGUGGUGCGUUGAGCCACCGUGCUCCUGGUGGUCUGCAGAAAAGCCAGAGAUCCUGGCUGAAGCUCUCGGGAUACCCCAGGUGGCCAGCAGGUGGGACUCUGGCCCUCUCUGGUGUUGAGGUGUGUUUCAUGGCAGCCUCCCAUCUCUGAGGACUGAAAGGCAGAGCCGGGCCCCGGUGACACUCAGCAGGGCGGGUAUCCUCUGCGAGCAGGUGUGUCAGCCCCAUGUACCCUGGUGUCAUGGGCCCGGGGGACCUUGGGGGUGUCCCUCUGCUCAAGUGAGGCCCCUGUGCUGGACAGUGUGCAGGCGACGUGGGAGUGAGGGUGAGGGCAGGCUCUGCUGCAAGAGCUUGGCAGGCCCAGGUAGCUGUGACUGUCCAGCAGCCAGGCUGCAGACCUGAGGGGUGAAAGGUACAGGAGGACCUCCUCCCGCCCACCAGCAGACCCACGCUGGGCGGUCCUGGCUGUCUUGGGGGUGGGGGGGCUGGCAGACGUGGACAAGGCACUUGCUGGCACUGGGGGCUGUGUGGUGGGACCGGGCCCUCGCUGAGCCUCAGUUUUCAAGCUUCUGGCGGGAGAUUGGCCUGCUUUGUCUUUCUGUAUUCAUCCUUGGUGGCAGCUCUGUCAGGAAUGCAUGUCACAAGCCCCCGUGACCUGUCGCUCUUCUCUGCAGACUCCAGGCACGCCAAGCGGCGGCCCCCAUGGCAGCCGCGAGCGUGACCCCCCCAGGCUCCCUGGACCUGCUGCAGCCUGGCUUCUCCAGGACGCUGCUGGGUGCAAAGCUGGAGGACAAGUACCUGUGCUCAGCCUGCGGGAACGUGCUGCGCCGGCCUGUGCAGGCCCAGUGUGGCCACCGCUACUGCUCCUACUGCCUGGCCAGCAUCCUGAGGCACACUGUGAGGUCUGCCCCAAGCUCCCCCUGACCUGUGAAGGCUGCGGCAAGAAGAAGAUACCACGAGAGAAGUUCCAGGACCACGUCAGGACCUGUGGCAAGUGCAGAGCGCCCUGUCGGUUCCAGGCCCUCGGCUGCCCUGACAUGGUGGAGAGGGAGCAGCAGCAGGAACAUGAGGCACAACGUCUUCAGGAGCACCUGGGCCUGCUGCUGGGCCGCAUCUUGGAGGCAAAGCACCUCUCUGGAGAUGGGGGCUGGGAGGCCAGGGUGCCAGGGCUCACUGAGCCGGCCAGGCUCCUGGAGAGGUGCGACACCCUGGAGAGGAAGACGGCCACGUUUGAGAACAUCGUCUGCGUCCUGAACCGGGAGGUGGAGCGGGUGGCUAUGACGGCAGAGGCCUGUGGCCGGCAGCACCGGCUUGACCAGGAGAAGAUUGAGGCCCUCAGCAGCAAGGUCAGCCCACAUGCACGUGUGCAGGUGCAGCAGCUGGAGCGCAGCAUCGGGCUGAAGGACCUGGCCAUGGCCGACUUGGAGCAGAAGAUCCAGGAGAUGGAGGCGGCCACCUACGAUGGGGUCUUCAUCUGGAAGAUCACUGACUUUGCCCGGAAGCGCCAGGAAGCUGUGGCUGGCCGCGCCCCUGCCAUCUUCUCUCCAGCCUUCUACACCAGCAGGUACGGCUACAAGAUGUGUCUGCGUAUCUACCUGAAUGGGGAUGGCACCGGGCGUGGCACCCACCUGUCUCUCUUCUUUGUGGUGAUGCGAGGCCCCAACGAUGCCCUGCUGCGGUGGCCCUUCAACCAGAAGGUGACGCUUAUGCUGCUCGACCAGAACAACCGGGAACACGUGAUUGAUGCCUUCCGGCCCGAUGUGACCUCAUCCUCCUUCCAGCGGCCCAUCAGCGACAUGAACAUCGCCAGCGGCUGCCCCCUCUUCUGCCCCGUCUCCAAAAUGGAGGCCAAGAACUCAUACGUGCGUGACGACGCCAUCUUCAUCAAAGCCAUUGUGGACCUGACGGGUCUCUAGCGCUGCUGCUGCCAUGUGGAGAAGGUGCACCGUGGGCUCCACACUGGGCAGGCCCCCGGGCACCAGGCAGGGCUGGGGAGGGUCCCUGCUUCCCACCGAGUGUGCCCCCAGCGCCCAGGGAAGGAGGCAUGCUGGCAUAGAGAGGCCUCCGAGGCAGGAGCAUGGCCGUGGACCACAGACAUGCCCUGCGGUGCCAGGAGAGCACUUCGGGUGUGGCAGGAGCUGCUGUUGGGACCCCUGUCCCUCGGCCUUGGGGAGCAGGAGAAGGGGGGCUCAGGCCCCGCCACCCGGCUUGACCCUUGUGGCCAUCUUUGGGCCCAUGCUGCUCGUCCAGGGCAGGAAGAGCUGCCUCACCUGGCCGUGCGUUCCUCAGGCCCAGGACUAGGCAGGUUGCUGAUCAUGGGGGCCUAUAUCCCUCAAGAUGUUGGGGUACCCUGCCUUUGCUGGACCUUCAGGGGUGUAGGUAGGGCGGGUGCACAGUCCAGCCCCACUCGCUGGGGGAUGGGUCAGCCACGCCGUCAGCUGACAAGGACUUGUCAUUAAAUCUUUCAAACCUGCAAGGUGUGUGGUGUCCACCUGACUGUCCCACAGCGGUGACCCUCAGGGCCUCCUGAUCACCCCCUCCCCCGUGCAGCCCUGCCACCUGCUCCAACCCCCAAUGCUGCCUAUGUAGGGGCCCCGCCAGCCAGCCUUUGUACCUCAGACACUGAGUCCGCUCCCUCCCUGUGGCAGCUGGACGCCCUGCAGGCCUUACAGGGCUUCCUGGGGAGCAGAGCUGGAUGUGCCCCACCCCUCACGCCACCCUUCUGUGCAGAGGUCAGUACUGGCCCAGAGGAGCCAGUUGCUUGUUCCAUGUUAGGGGUCUGACAAGUGUGUUGCUGCCAAGAACUAGGCCUCUCCAGGUCCUGGGUGUUCCUGUGACAGUGGCAGAGUCUUGGGGUCCCGAGGAUGGGGUUGCACCUGUCUUAGGCCUGUCUGAAAGCCUGUCAGCCCUGGGCGGUGGCUGAGGGCAAAGGGACCUGUGCAACCUCGAGUCAGGGGGCCUGGCGCCUAGGAUCCUGGCAGGGGCGGUUUUCACCCCAGAGUCAAGGGUUGUCUGUUCUCAGGGCAAAGUGCGUUCUGGAGGGCUGGGCAGGUGGGCUGUCCCAGGGCUGGCGUCAGCACUCAGGUCUGCAUGUUGAGAAGUGAGAGUGGCAUGUGGAGAAGCAGAGAAGAGCCCAGUGAGCACUUGUGUCCCCCAGCAAGGACAGAUGCACAUGUGUUGUGUGACUUAAAAGAGGCUGGCAGCUAGAACCCACCCGGAGGCACCUUGGAAGACAGGCCUGGUGAGCUGCUUCCGAAAGGUCCCAGCAUUCAAAGCUCUAUGGAGGUGUUCUGCUUUGCACCCAUGGGGUUGCCAUGAGUCGGAACUGACUCAGAAGCAACCAGCGACAACAACACGUGUCUUAUUUAAAAAUACCAAAUGCUGCAGGAGAGGUGGCAGCCCAUCGCCCGCCUCCUUCCCCCUGCGUAGGAGCUGUCACUGGGACUUGACAUGACACUCUCCUCUCUGGGCGUCCAGUUGUCCUUGUCCAUUUCUGCAUCCAUAGUGAGGGUGCCGCUUUUAAAACUUGACAGACACCUAGGCAGAGUCCUCAGCGGACAGCCCUCCCACUCAGCCUGUCUGCAGUCCUGGCGUGCCACCCCCUGUGCACCACUGGGUCUCCGGCUGCACAUGGAGUCCUGCAGGAUGGCACGUGGCAGAUUAGACACCUGAGCCAUCACAUCUGGGACAGGGGAGACGAGGCCGAGAUGCCCUCUGUCAGCAGGGUCCCUUCUGUGUCCCAGGCGAGCCCCCCGUCCCCAGAAUUCUUCCUAGGAAGGAGGAUGGUGGGACUUCGUCUUAUGUACUUUGUACAUGUUAUCAGGAGGGACCAGUCCCUGGAGAAGGCCAUCAUGCUUAGUAAGGUAGAGGGACAGCGAAAAAGAUGAAAGCCCCCGACCAGACGGAUUGACAGUGGCUGCAACAGUGGGCUGAGGCACAACAAGGAUUGUGAGGACGGCGCAGGACCGGGCUGUGAGCUGGAGCCGACUCCAGGGCGCCUGACAAUCACACAGUCUCUUUAGAAGCUAGAUGAUUGAUUUGAGAACUUUAUUUGCUAAAACAAACACUUAGUGCUUUAGUUUCGUCCCAGAAGUAUGAAGUUUUAUUUUCAUUUUUGUUAAGUUUAAAAUGUUUCUAAUUUCUCUUCAGACUUCCUUUUUGAUCUAUGGAUUAUUUACAAGGGUAUCGUUAGGUUCCCAAGUGCUUGGAGAUUUUCCUGCUAUCUUUGUGACUAAUUUCUAAUUUAAUUUGUAUUACGGUUUAUAAACAUUUGGAUUCCUUUAAAUCUGUUGAAGGCAUUUUAUGAUCCAGGCUGUAGUGUCUCUAGGUGAUCGUUCCACGCGCACUUGAAGAGGAUGGACGUUCUGCCCUUGCUGAGUGGAACGUUGCGGACGUUAUCAGUUAGAUUCAGUUGGUUGAUGGUGGUGGUCGGCCCUGUAUCCUUUCCACCUUUGGGCUAUUGUGAAUAAUGCUGUAGUGAACACAGGUGCACAAGUAUGUGUGUGAGUCCCUGCUUUCAGUUCUUCUGGGUCUGUAUCUAGGAGCGGAAUUGCUGCGUCAGUUGAUGAUUCUGUGUUUACCUCUUCAGGGAGCCGCCACGCAGUUUGCCGCAGCAGCUGCACCGUCCGACAGUCCCACCAGCAGUGGGCAGGGGCUCGAGUCUCGGCACACCCUCACAGACACUUGUGCUUUUAGUUUUUCUGAUAAUAGCCAUCCUAGUGGGCCUAAAGUAGUAGUGUCGCAUUGUGGUUUGGAUUUGCACUCGUCUAAUGACUAGAUACUCUACUGAGCAUCUUUUCAUGUAUUUACUGGCUAUUUAUGUGUCUCCUUUAGAGGGAUGCUUGUUCAAGUCCUUAGCCCACUUCUAAAUUGGGUUGUUGGUCUUUUUGCUGUUAAGUUGUUGUGUGCCGUUGAGUCGACUCCGACUCCUGGUGACCCUGUAGGAUGGAGAAAUGCCCCACAGGGUUUUGAUUUGCAGCCUGUUGGAUAUGUUUUCUAAGUGUUUCUUCCCAUUCUGUAGGUUGUAUUCUCCUUUGAUGCACCAAAGUUUAAUUUUGAUGAAAUCCAAUUUAUCUGUUUUUUCUUUAGGUGUCAUAUUGAAGAAUCUCUGCCAAAAACAAGGUCCUGAAGAUUAACCCUGUGUUUUCUUCAGAGCUCUAUGGCUUUAGCCCAUACAUUAGUUGUUGGUCCAUUUUCAGUUAGUUUUGUGUUGGUGUGUGUGCGAUAGGGGUGUUAACUGCAUUCUUUUGUGUGUGGGGAGCCAGCUGUCCCUCCGGUUUUCGUUUGAUUAGUGUUUUCAUGGUGUAUCUUCUUCCGUCCUUUUACCUUUAACCUACCUGUAUUUCUGCCCCUCUCUCAUCUCCCUAUUGCUACUGAGUCUAUCCAGUCAAAAUUUUGGUUAUUGUACUUUUCAGUUCUAACAUUUCCAUUUGGUUUUUUUUGUAUCUUUGUUUUUUGUUGAGACUUUAUUUUUUUAUUUUUUGCAAGCUGUUUGUGAUUGUUCAAACAUUUUUAUCGUAGCUGCUUUAAAGUCUUCUUCAGACAAUUGAACACCUGUGCCUUUGCAUCCUUGGUAUCUGUCAAUUGUCUUUUCCCUUGUGAGCUGAAAUUUUCAUGGUUCUUUGUGUGCCUAGUAAAUGUGGAUUACAUCCUAGAUGUUUUGAAUAUUACUUAAUGAGGCUCUGGGUCUUCUUUAAAUCCGGUAGACAGUAUUUUGGUUUGACCAGACGCUGACUGGAUCUCGUUCAGAUCGCAAGCCAAACUGCCUCCGUGCACUGGAAUUCCAGCGUCAGUUCAGUGUCAAAGCCUUUGCGCUGCUCUUCGGGCCAGUUCCCCACGUACACCUUCCUGUCACCCAUCUGGGCCUCGCAUGCUGGCCUGUUAGUUUUCACGUCACUGGUAUGAUAAUUCGGAGCAGAUCCAGGCGUCCGCAGUUGGAGGAUGCGCCUUGGAGCCGAGUUCAUACAUAACUCUGUGGGUGGUUUUCACGUGCUGUUCUCACUCAGUUAUCUCCCUUGUAGUUUCUGACACCUUUUGGUCCUUCAGCAAGAAACUUGGGGCUGUUCACCCACUCUGUCAUGCCCUCCCCCAGAUUGCCCACCUUUGGGCCCACCCAACAGGAGGUCACAUAGAGAAAAGUAAUGGGGUUGGUUCCCCUUUUGGAACCGCAGCCUCACUGAGCAGCAAGGAAGCUUCCCUUCCCCUAGAGUUUUGGUUCAUGUGAGUGUCCAUGGCCACUACUUCACUGCCACCAGCGAGUUAUCUGGGGGCUAGCUAGGUGCAGAGGAGCAAAGAGAGAAAAACCAGGUAUUUCCCAUUCACUAAGGGUUCCCUUUCCCAGUCCUUGAGCCAGGCUUCUCUGGGGCCCAGCACACAGCUCCAGGUUUAUAGCUGUACCCAGUUCGGGCCAGGGUGCCAGAGGAAGAAGAGGGUAGGCUGACCCUGUGGUACUUGACAUUCUGUUUUCUCCUGUCCUCCUGUGCACUUGUCCAGGUUCCUAGGUAGCUGCCCCGCCCUCAGCCCAGCUGAGGGACAGGCUCACCCAGAGCCAGACUCUUGCAGAAUCUCAGACCUCUUUUCUCGACAUGCAGUUUUGGGAUGUGGUGUCUGGGUGUGUGCCAGUUCUCCUCCUGUUAAGACCUCAGCUGUACGUGUUUUUUUAGGAUCUUCGUCUUUCUGUAACGGGCCUUUUUUUCUGUACACCUGGGUCUCUGCCGCUGUCCCUGUCCCUCCUGGAAGCCCUGCAGGUGGGUGAACGUUGGAACAUUCUGGGCCAUGGAAUCUGUCCUUCGGGUUCUCUGGCUGCAUUUCUGUUUAGAUUCAUCUCCUUUCUAAGUUCUAUCCAGUCCAUCAUUUUUUUUUCAAUGUUUUUGAUUUUGCUCUGUGUGUCAUUUUCUGCAGUUUCUAACUGUUUUCCUUCUUGGACAGUAAGGCUGAUGUACUCAAAUACUUCUUUGUGCUUGUGGGCUUGGUCCCCCACCCUGAUCCACUCACAGACUGUUAGGAAGGCCCUGUGGUGCAGUGGUCAGGGACAGAUUCUCACCAGCCUGCUUGGCCCAGCAUCUCCGCUGUGGCCUGGGGUCUCCCGUCACCUGUGUCAGAUGGGCCUCUCCCCAUCCCUGCAGACACAGCACAGAGACUGGGUGGGGUGCUGUUGCCAACUGUUUAUUCAGAGGACAGGUGACAAGUGUACAAGUGACAUGUGGUACACUCCAGUGUGCCAGAUGGGCCUGGGCCUGUGGCCGACUGACCUGCUCCUCCCCCAGAUGCUGGUUGGGCCAGGUGAUCGGAGGAG
Molecule: messenger RNA, 11600 nt
Organism: Loxodonta africana (African savanna elephant)
Lineage: Eukaryota; Metazoa; Chordata; Mammalia; Proboscidea; Elephantidae
Gene: TRAF2
Product: TNF receptor associated factor 2
Exons: 7
Coding region: 4942-6222 (426 amino acids)
Biological process (GO): protein K63-linked ubiquitination; tumor necrosis factor-mediated signaling pathway; protein autoubiquitination
Cellular component (GO): cytoplasmic side of plasma membrane; cytosol
Molecular function (GO): tumor necrosis factor receptor binding; ubiquitin-protein transferase activity; zinc ion binding
Source: RefSeq, a predicted model, not a curated record